AGUAUUGGUCAUAUUUUGCUUGCAGGCUUUGUUUUUAAUGCUGUUUUUUUUAUACAUACAUACAUAUUUCAGAAGCAUAUAAAAUAUACAACGGAUUUUAACAAUAAUGUUAUUGACGAAAAAGGGUGCAAGGAGGCAUUUAUAAAUACUUACAUUGCCAUGGAUGUGGAAGAUAUAGUUCAAAAAAUUAAAGCCGGAGUUUAUAAUCUAUCAUGGAAGGAAAGGCGUAAUAGUGCCAUUUGGAGCAUUUUUGCAGAGAUCGAAAAGGAAGACGGAUUCAUUUUGCAAGGUUAUUUAUGCUGUUCCAAGUGCAUGCGUUUAUUAAAAUUUGAUGGGAAGCGAACUUCUAACUUAAACCGACAUAAGUGCUACUCAUCUUUAAAUGAGUCGGCAAGGAUUGAUAAAAUUGAUUUAUCAAAUGAAUGCUUCUCGUCCACUAGUGAUGCCGACCAGAAUUUCGAAGACAGUGAUCCGACUGUGGCGGAAAGUGAAGCUAGUGAAUCGCAGCAUUGUGAGUCACCACCUAAACUCGAUCUCUACGGCGGAACUAUCAACUCAUACAUUAAAUUAGAUAAAGCCGAUGCAUCCUCACCUAAUACAGAAACCAAACCAAAAUGUUGUGAGACAUUUACACGCAUUUCCAAGGAUCCUGAAGUUAUUUUAGAAAAAAUUGCCGGCGGUGACUAUACGCUUUCACAUAAGCGUAAAGGUAAAAGCGAAAUUUGGAACGUUUUUGCAGAAAUUAGAAAAGGUAACGGAUCAUUUGUAAAAGGAUAUGUAUGCUGUCGCAAAUGCAUGCGUUUGUUAAAAUACAAUGGAAGGAAUACUUCUAACUUAAACCGGCAUAAGUGUUAUUCAUCGGCUUUGACGGAACCUCGAAUUCAGUUGAUUAAAAACUCGUCUUCUGGUUGUGAUGGCGAAACGUAUUCGAGAGACUGUGAUCCAAUUGCAUCACACCGUACCGGGCAUACUCCACUUCAUAAAUUGCUGUUCGAUGAUGAAAAUGAUAUUUCAUGUAUGUCGACCAGUACAGAUCAGCAAAAUAAUACGGAAGACAAACAUACUUCGUUUCACAAAGAGCCGGCGCACUCCGCCCUUAAACAACUGGAGUUUUGCGGUACUAGCAGUAAAAGUUCAAAAUUGACGCAAGAUCGUACUACAACACCGGGAAAAUCACAAAAGUAUGCAAAACAACUCGAUAGUUUAUGUGAAAUGAUAAAAGCUGAUUUGCAAGAUCUUCCAGAAGAAUUGUUCUUCAAUGCCAAAUGGAGGAUAAUGGAUGUUUUACGAGAUGUUCAUAGUGCAAAAUUAAAGAGUACGACGACUCAACCAAGCACAAAUUGUGGUGUUGGGGAAGUAACAAGUGAGAGUGGCAUUUAUACAAGUAGUAUUAAGGUAGGUCAAAAACUUAUGACGGCGGGAGAGAUAAAGAUGAAUGAUUGCAGUUUUGAAAUGAAUGACAGUUCAGAAAUCAUUUGGCUAUUACAAAAUUCUUUCUUGUUAAAACACUCGAAAGAUACAUUGAUUGUACUGGUGUUAAUAGCAUUUGGAAUAUUUGCAUAUCGUUUCGUGAAUAAUAAGGUUUCUCAUACAAAUGCAGUCAGUUGUAUAAAAAAUAAGAUAACUAGGUUAGACGGUGAAGAAUAUGUUGGUGCUGAAUUCAAUGAUAUUACCGAAAAAUAUAAAGAGACAAAUGUUGACACUUUGCACAACCACUAUGUACCAGCACUGCAAGUUGAUGAACAUGUGCCAUUUCAUGGUGCCACAGUUACGUUAAGCGGUGGUGCCAAACAACUAUUCGAGUUGGCCAACAAUCGUCGCAGUGUACGUUCUUUCCGCACAACGCCAGUUCCUUCCCUCGAGGUAAUUAUGGAUUGCAUACGCGCUGCUGGUACAGCUCCCAGUGGCGCACAUACUGAACCAUGGACAUUCUGCAUCGUCAAAGAUUUCGACUUGAAACAACGUAUUCGCGAUGUUGUCGAAAGGGAGGAAGAGUUGAAUUAUGCCCAGCGUAUGCAUCGCCAGUGGACGGCUGAUUUGCGUCCCUUGCGCACAACUCAUACGAAGCCUUAUUUAACAGAUGCACCGUAUUUAAUUUUGGUAUUUAAACAAGUAUAUGGUUAUUUGCCAGAUGGUGGCCGUAAGCAACAUUAUUACAAUGAGAUAUCCGUAGCAAUUGCAACUGGGAUUUUGUUGUGUGCCCUACAAGCUGCUGGAUUGAAUAGCUUGAUAACUACACCACUAAAUUGUGGACUCGCAUUACGAACGCUACUGGGUAGGCCUGCAAAUGAAAAGUUGCUGGUAUUAUUGCCCGUGGGCUAUGCUGCUGAAAAUUGUGUUGUACCUGAUUUUAAGCGCAAAAAGCUGGAAGAAAUUAUGCAAUUGUAUUAAAUUUGCAGUUACAUAUCGCUCUUUUGCAUGAAUAACGUCACAUCUGCAAACACAUCUAAGUGGAGAAAAACGUGAACAGUUUGCCUACGCUUCCAUAGUAAAAAUGAAGACAUACAUACAUAUGUACAUAAAGUUACGAACAAAAGUAUUGUCACAGUGAAC
This is a messenger RNA of Rhagoletis zephyria (snowberry fruit fly), 2553 nucleotides long. RefSeq names its product Iodotyrosine deiodinase (gene Iyd). NCBI's taxonomy places the organism in Eukaryota, Metazoa, Arthropoda, Insecta, Diptera, Tephritidae. Gene Ontology annotation, cellular component: plasma membrane. The record is from RefSeq and is a predicted model, not a curated record. Gene Ontology annotation, molecular function: DNA binding; oxidoreductase activity.